UAGUGUUACACGCGAGGUGACUUUCACUUUGAUGUCUGCAACCAGCCGCAGAUAAACAUUACAGCAUGUCAUGACUGUGUGUCUGACUUUCACCAGUAGGAGAUUGUCUCGCCUUGCUUGGCAGUCAUUGUCCUCCAUCAGAGCAGACUGGAUCAGAGUGGUGAGAGCAAGCAUGGCUACAGAAACAGCAGCCCCAUCAGUAACAUCAACAAAAUCUAAAAUAGGGGUUGUUCAACUUACCUGUACUGCUGACAAGAAAAAAAACUUUGAAACUUGUAGACAAUUUAUACACCAGGCCAAGGAUAAUGGUGUACAGAUGGUGUUUUUACCUGAAGCUGCAGACUUUAUCGGGGAGUCGAAACAGAGGAGCAUGGAAAUGGCAGAGAGCAUUGAAGGAGAGACAAUCAGUAAUUACCGAAAACUUGCCCAACAAACAAGCAUCUGGAUUUCUAUUGGUGGAUUUCAUGAACAAGGCCACGAGAACGAUAGUAACCGUGUCCUAAACACACACGUUGUCAUUGACGACCAAGGGGAAAUUAAAGCAACCUAUAGUAAAGUUCAUUUGUUUGACCUUGAUCUUGGUGACCUCCGGUUGUGUGAGAGUGACUACACCAUUCCUGGAGACAGAAUUACCUGCCCUGUUUCCUCCCCUGUUGGAAAUGUUGGACUAGGAAUUUGUUACGAUCUGAGGUUUCCAGAGAUGUCGAUAGCACUCGCACAACAGGGAGCUGAAAUCCUGACCUACCCAUCAGCCUUCACAGUGACUACAGGACGAGCUCACUGGGAGGUGUUGCUACGCAGUCGGGCAGUGGAAAAUCAGUGUUAUGUUGUUGCUGCAGCACAAACAGGAAAACAUAAUGACAAGCGUGCCUCAUAUGGUCACACUAUGGUCAUUGAUCCAUGGGGAACUAUUGUGGCACAAUGUGAGGAAGACCCAGGGCUUUGUGUGGCUGAUGUCGACCUGUCUUUUCUACGUAAAGUUCGCAGAGACAUGCCGGUCUGGAAUCACCGCCGUCAUGACCUUUAUGGCCACAUACACUUAAACAAUCUCGAAUCUGUUAACAGUACAGUGUACGAUUUCGGAGGACAUGUCAUCCCUAGUUCCUGUGUGUUCCAUCGCUCUGCUAAGAGUUUUUGUUUUGUCAACGUCAAACCGGUAGUUCAGGCACAUGUACUAGUGUCAACAAUAAAAUGCGUAGAGAGAUUUGGGGAUCUGUCACAGACGGAGUUAUCGGACUUGUUUUCAACUGUGCAAAAGGUGGCGCGUGUUGUCGAGCAGCAUUAUGGAGCGUCCUCUCUGACGGUCAGCAUGCAGGACGGACCUGAAGCCGGACAAACGGUUAAACAUGUCCAUGUGCACAUAUUGCCAAGACGAGCAGGGGAUUUUGAGCAAAACGAUGAAAUAUAUUCAAAGCUUCAGAAUCACGACAACGACCUGUCGACGGGAAGACGCAGUGAGAAAGACAUGGCAGAGGAAGCCACAAAACUACGGACAUAUUUUACUUAAAUUGACCCAAUAACGCACCCACAGUUUUGCCAUAAAUGUCAUAUAAAAAGUCAACUUUUGUCAGGUGUCAGCUCGCUAUGUCCGUUACGUACUUCUCAAUAAUAGUAUAUUUCUAUUCUACUACAUGUUUCCAUUUUAGUUCUAUCUAAAACAGAAGGACGAACAUCAGACUUUAUACGUCCGUCUGGAUGUCUUUCUUGGUAAACAAAUCUGGCCGUCGGUCACUUUCACUUCACUAUAAUAUACUGUGUACUGUCAUAUCCCAAGUUGUUUGACUUAGAUUCACAAAAAUGUAUCUUUACAAAGCUAUCAAGUUAUAACAGAACAAUUUGUUUUGUCAAACAUGUGAUUUUGCUACAAAACAUGCUAUUUCGCCAUAACAUACUUGAUUACCAAGUUUGUCAACUUUAUCUGCUAGGCGUCGGUCUCAAAGUAAUUUUUUUGUUAAAGUUUGAUAUAAAUAAUUAGGUUAAGCGUGUGGCUUUAUCAGAUCACACAGUUGUUACUUACAAUGACACGAGGAACUGUAUUAUUACGGCUGUCCUCGGAUUUGAAUUUGUUGACGUCAGUUUUGGAGAUCAGAAAUACAAACAACAAACUGCCUCCAGAUGAGGUAUACUUCGUAUCAACAGUAUACGCCAUCUGGUUACCAUUUAUUGUUUUAAUAUUGCUAAGAUGAACCAUGAUGGUCGUUGUAUUCAGCGGGACUUUAAAUUGAUAUAGAAGCCUUACGUUAUAAUGACCACUCUGUUUUUAAAAAAUCAACAUAUCAAAACAAUCAUAAUCCAAACCCUAAUCUAAUAAAACUAGGGCAAAAACAGUAAGAAAACAUCAACAUAAUCAUUAUCCAAGUUUACACUAGAUGAAUCUGGGGCAAAAUAUGAAAAAAAUACACGUGGACACAUGGAAAAGGAUUAAAUUAGACCAGGUGUUCCGAAAGAGUAAGCGCCUUCUGCUUCAUCGACAAUACUCGCCAUGUAAACCUUGUUCAAUCGAAAUAUGUAGUGUCACGGUUGUAUUAAAUCUCGUAAUGUCGACAAUA
Ylistrum balloti is the source of this 2549-nucleotide messenger RNA. Its product is annotated as deaminated glutathione amidase-like. Gene Ontology annotation, molecular function: hydrolase activity, acting on carbon-nitrogen (but not peptide) bonds, in linear amides. The record is from RefSeq and is a predicted model, not a curated record. NCBI's taxonomy places the organism in Eukaryota, Metazoa, Mollusca, Bivalvia, Pectinida, Pectinidae. Bases 71 to 1507 code for a protein of 478 amino acids. The transcript is spliced from 11 exons.